Molecule: messenger RNA, 2352 nt
Organism: Thrips palmi
Lineage: Eukaryota; Metazoa; Arthropoda; Insecta; Thysanoptera; Thripidae
Product: sodium-independent sulfate anion transporter-like
Exons: 11
Coding region: 136-2220 (694 amino acids)
Biological process (GO): transmembrane transport
Cellular component (GO): membrane
Molecular function (GO): sulfate transmembrane transporter activity
Source: RefSeq, a predicted model, not a curated record
UUGCGUAGUCAAAUGGGAUCAGCAGUGUGUCGUGAUAAAAUUAUGUUUGUUAUUUGUGCUGUGUGAUGGUGACUCUUCCUGAAUCGUCGGUGCGUUGGGGACUAUUCUUGUGUCAAUACUUGAACACCCAGUGGAAUGCGUGUUGCUUCGAAUACUGUGAAAAUCAAACAAGUUUAUGAACACUAUGUCAACUUCAUCUUGAGUCUGCCACUACAGAAACCAAUAUUUUGGUUUACUUUCAACGUCGGAUAUUAUCUGAAGCAGUCACCUUGUCCAAAAAUUGAUUCCGAGGGGUUGCUCGAGUACCUAAGGAUAUCUCACGCGCAGCGACUACGCCGCCUCCUCCGCCGACGGGUGCCCCUGGUGACGUGGCUGCCGUCGUACUCGGCGGAGUAUGUCGUCGCCGACCUGGUGGCGGGGGUCACCCUGGGCCUCACCCUGCUGCCCCAGAGCAUCGCCUACGCCCAGCUCGCCGGCGUCAGCCCGAGGUUCGGCCUCUACUCGGCCUUCACGGGCGGCAUCGUCUACAUGCUGCUGGGCACCAUCAAGGAGGUGACGAUCGGCCCCACGUCGCUCAUGGCCAUCGUCACCUUCCAGUUCACCCGGGAGCUCAACAUCCACUUCGUGAUCCUGCUCACCUUCCUCACCGGCCUGGUCCAGCUCAUCAUGGGCGUGCUGCGGCUCGGCUUCCUGGUGGACUUCAUCUCGACGCCGGUGGUGUCGGGCUUCACGUCGGCCACGUCCUUCAUCGUCAUCGUGGCGCAGCUCAAGCACCUGGGCGGCCUGCGCUUCCAGGUGCGCGGCUUCCUGAACCGCCUGCACGCCCUGUGGACUCACCUGCCGGAGGUGAACCCCGGCGACGCCAUCCUGGGCCUGGCCUCCAUCGUGUUCCUCCUCGCCCUCAAGCGCCUGGGGACGGUGCGGCUGGCGGCCAAGGAGCGCCCGGACGCGGCCACGUCCUGGCAGACCACGGCGGGGAGGGUCUUGUGGUUCCUCAGCAUCAGCCGGAACGCGCUGUGCAUCUUCCUCGCCGCGCUCGUCGCCAAGGUCCUGUCGCACUUCAGCGAGGACGAGGAGGUGCCCUUCGCCAUCGUGGGUGACAUAGUGCCCGGUCUGCCGACGCUGGCCCUGCCGCCCUUCCACACCACCAUCGGCAACCGCACCUACACCUUCCCGGACAUGGUGAGCGAGCUGGGCGUGGGCAUCAUCAUCGUGCCCCUGGUCGGCGUGCUGGGCAACGUCGCCAUCGCCAAGGCCUUCGCGUCCGACCAGACGAUGGACGCGACGCAGGAGAUGGUGGCGCUGGCGGGCUGCAACCUGGUGGGCUCGCUGGUGCAGGCCAUGCCCGUGUGCGGCGCCUUCACGCGCUCGGCCGUGUCGCACGCGUCGGGCGUGCGCACGCCCAUGGUGGGGCUGUACACCACGACGCUGGUGGUGCUGGCCCUGGCCUUCCUCACGCCCUACUUCUACUUCAUCCCGCGCGCCACGCUCGCCGCCGUGCUCAUCUGCGCCGUGGCCUUCCUCAUCGACGCGUCCAUCGUGCCGCAGCUCUGGCGGACCAGCAAGAGGGACCUGGUGACGCUGCUGGUGACUUUCUCCGCCUGCCUGUGCUUCGGCGUGGAGGUGGGGCUGGUGCUGGGCAUGGCCCUGGACCUCACCAGGCUGCUGCACGUCUGGGCGCGCCCGCGCCUCACCAUCACCAUCUGCUGCGAGGGUGGUGGCGAGUACAUCCUGGUGCGGCCGUCGCUGGGCCUGCUCUUCCCCGGCGUGGACACGCUGCGCCAGCUCGUGGACGAGGCGGGCCUGCACGAGGGCCAGGGCACGCUGCCCGUCGUGGUGGACUGCGCGCCCAUCCUCGCCAUGGACUUCACCGGCGUCAAGGCGUUCGAGGCCCUGGUGCGUGACUUCGAGAAGCGCGGCCAGCAGCUGCUCUUCCUGGAGGUGGACCCGGACGUGCGGGACCUACUGCGGCGCGCGGGGCUCUACAACUCCAUCAGCUUCUGCGAGGAGGAGGACGACCUGCCCUCCAUGAUGUUCGGAGAGCGGCUACGCACCGCCAGCAACCAGGACGCCGACGACGCCCGCUCGUCCCUGGCGGCCUGCGAGUGGGGCGUCGACGGCAAGGUGCAGCGCGGCGACGGCGACGCCUCGUCCACCGCCACGGCGGGCGUCACCGCCAGCUCCGCGACGACGCCCGCGGGCCCGCGCUGCAGCAUCUGAUGUGCUUUCACGACGCCAGCUGUGUGCUCGUCUCUUGCGUGGGGGACCAACGGGCGAAAAGAAGAGACGGCACUCACACACGUUCAAGACGAUUUAAUACAAAUUAAUAAAAUAAAUUACAACAUCACCGCG